CAAGAAAGCAAUGGUAUAAAGAGGAACACUUCCACUUACAUUGUGACUCUCACAGCUUUGAGAAGUCUCAAGUACCAUCAUCAGACAAAGCCUGAAUAUCUCUGAUUUUACUUUGCCAUACCGUGCAUACCCAGCUACUCAAAAUGAAGCUUCUAGAACAUCUCUUUCCCUUGGCCGUGGCCUUUCUACCCAUGACCAGUGCACUCCCAAAUCCUGUGAGUACUCCAUUCAAAAAAUGAAUACCAGGUGCAAAACUAAGUAAAUGACCUUAGGAAAUGAUACAAGGUGUUGAGCUGAAGUCUGAACCCAAACCACCAUCCUUGAUUUACAAUGAUCCUGUCGGUGGAACCGGGGGAAAGGACUUUUCAGCCAUUUGCGCAGCUUCCGAGACUAUCGAUACUAUCCACUUCUGGGUCGGGGAUGGCGCUGGUCAACCCAAAGUACUCCGAGGACUCCAAAUCACCUGGUCUGACGAUCGGAAGAGUGCAGUCUAUGGAACGACGACGGAUGAGUACCAGUCAUUCAAAUUUGCACCAGGUGAAACCAUCAAGGAGAUGCAGAUCGCUGGGGCUUUGCGCGCAGAUAGCAUAGCUUUCACAACAACUUCCCGCUCUUUCUUUGCUGGUGGUCAGGGAGGGAAGAAAGUUACGAUGAAUGUGGGCAGUGGCAUACUUGUGGGCUUUCAAGGAGGCGCAGCCAGGGACAUUGAUCGCCUUGGAGCUAUCUUUGCACAAGUCCAGGACCCUCCUUCCUUGAAGGUUGGCCAGUGUAUGGAUUGUCAUCAGUCGUGACGGAUACCGAACAGAGGGAGGUCAUUUGGGGAUUAGCAGCGCUGUAGUGCGUGGAAAUGUAAUAUUUACUAAUAAGUUAAUGUGAAAGCUCUAAGGCUCCAGUAGUGGCAGUGAUAGAGCUGGUUGAUUGAUGAUACUAUUUAAGGCUAAUUUAAGUACAAAAAGCCCCGAGGUGUUGGGGGUCAUAUGACCAUUUAGG
Aspergillus pseudotamarii is the source of this 990-nucleotide messenger RNA. Its product is annotated as Jacalin-like lectin domain-containing protein. The transcript has a single exon. The record is from RefSeq and is a predicted model, not a curated record. Bases 276 to 791 code for a protein of 171 amino acids. Lineage: Eukaryota; Fungi; Ascomycota; Eurotiomycetes; Eurotiales; Aspergillaceae.